Molecule: messenger RNA, 1409 nt
Organism: Zea mays
Lineage: Eukaryota; Viridiplantae; Streptophyta; Magnoliopsida; Poales; Poaceae
Product: polygalacturonase inhibitor 2
Exons: 1
Coding region: 36-1322 (428 amino acids)
Molecular function (GO): protein binding
Source: RefSeq, marked validated
AAUGCUAGCGGACGCGAGGACAAAACCGUCAAUGCAUGCCACACCCACACUGCCACCAGCCCACCAGUGCCACUGCCACCCUCUCUACUAUAAUCUCUUUCAGAAGCUCGUCACCACUCACCGAGCACUGUCGUCCACUCCCCGCGUCCCGCCCAAGCAAAAAAGCAAAGCCUGCAAUGGCAUCUGCAGCCACCGCCGUGGCGCUCGUGGUUGUUGCCGCCCUGGCCUCGCUGACGCAGCUGGCCGCGUCGGAGUGCUCGGCGGCGGACCGCGACGCGCUGCUUUCGAUCCGCGCGGCGCUGUCGGAGGAGGAGCGGCAGCUGGGCGUGUUCUCGACGUGGGCGGCGGGCACGGACUGCUGCGCCGGGUGGUACGGCGUGGCCUGCGACCCGACCACGGGGCGCGUCGCGGACCUGUCCCUCCGCGGGGAGGCCGACGACGCGGUGAUGGCGCCCGCGGGGCGGCCCGCGUCGGGGGUCAUGUCCGGGUACGUCUCCGACGCUGUGUGCCGCCUGGACCGCCUCUCGACGCUGGUGCUGGCGGACUGGAAGCGGAUCUCGGGGCCCAUCCCGGCCUGCGUCGCCACGUCGCUCCCGUACCUCCGCGUCCUGGAGCUCCCGGGGAACCGCCUCACGGGCGCCGUCCCGCCGCUGGGCGGCGGGCAGUCGCGCCUCGCCGUGCUCAACCUCGCCGGCAACCAGCUGUCCGGCGGCAUCCCGGCGUCGCUCACGUCGCUCACCGAGCUCAAGCACCUCGACCUCGCCGGCAACCGGCUCAGCGGGCGCGUGCCGCCGGACCUCGGCCGGCUCCGGAUGCUCAGCCGCGCGCUGCUGGCGCGCAACCGGCUGUCGGGCCCCAUCCCGGCGUCGGUGGCGUCGCUGCCCCGGCUCGCCGACCUCGACCUCUCCGAGAACCAGCUGACGGGCGCGAUCCCCGAGGGUCUGGGUGCCGGCCCCGGGAAUAGCGGCGUGCUCACGACGCUGUACCUCGGCGGGAACCGGCUGUCGGGCGGCGUCCCGGCGAGCCUGCUUCGGAGCGGCGGGCUCGGGAUGCUCAACCUCAGCCGGAACGCGCUGGGCGGCGGCGUCCCCGACGCGUUCACGCCGCGCUCCUACUUCAUGCUGCUGGACCUAUCGCGGAACCGGCUCACGGGCGGCGUGCCGCGGUCGCUGGCCUCGGCGGCGUACGUGGGCCACCUGGACCUCAGCCACAACCGGCUGUGCGGCACCAUCCCCGCCGGCCCGCCGUUCGACCGCCUCGGCGCCGAGUCGUUCGUCGGCAACAGCUGCCUCUGCGGUGGCCCGCUCGGCAAGUGCACGUGACACCCCUAGCCCGCCCAUACGCGGGAAGCAUGUAGACAUAUUCGUGCGGCUUGGUUAACAUGACAUGCAUCAUGAUGAUUUCGCGGU